AUGCAGCUUAUCGGAUCAAAGCACUGGAGAAACCCUGGCAGAGGGCUCGCCGUCGACGCCGCGGCUCUACUGCGGGUGGUCAACGCGUUUCUUGCGAAAUGGUUGCCGGAAAAAGGGGUUAGCGGAGCCCUGCAGGGGUUGGAGUACGUCCGGGCAGGCACGCGCUUUGUAUUGAGCAGGGAGGUUUGGGAGGGAUUGGACGCGGGGUUUAGGCGCGACUUCGUCGAAGCGCAGCAGCCUUUUAAGAGGGGGCUUGACUCGUGCGUAAACUUGGCCAAAGUUCUGACUAUCAUGAUGGUCAAUCUGGAGCGGAAGAAGCGGAUUUGGCUGAAGGAGAACUCGCUGCCGACGGACGCGCCGCUUUCGGACGCCCUACGGCAGACCCCGCUCGGACGCGUCCUGGAGAACGGCGGCUACGCGCCGCCCGCGGAUUGGCCAACCCUCCUGCAAGGGUUUACGGGAGGCGGCCGCGGCGGCGCGGCGCGCGGCGCGGCUUCCAAAAAGAGGGGGCGCGCUCCGCUUCGCGGUCGCGUUACCGAGCGCGCGGUACAUGCGCGCGCGCCGCCUCCGUUCCUAGCGCGGAACCUACGGCGCGCAACCGCGCGCGGCGGCCGCGCUGACGGACACGUAAACAAGAAACGGGCUGGGUUCCGGGUCGCGGCCGCCGGCGCGACCAAAAUCCCUAAACCCCUGCCGCGACUCCGAGGGGUCAGACUCAGAGGCAAGACUGGCAAGCAAUCGGCGGCUCGCCAAGGAACUUCUGCGCCUGUCCCAAGCUUCCGCUUCCGCCCACUUAACAUGCCCAACGGAAUCCUGGCCGACGGAGCGGCUGCCAGCGGCCCGGCGGGUGCGGGCGCGGGACCGCCUUCAGAGGGCGACCAACUGCGCGAGGCGGCCGUGUGCGAUGUCGCCAAAAUGUUCAAGGCAGGCGUUAUGGGCAUCUUACGAGACGGCGCCAAAAGGGCUCGGGAAGAGUGCCCAGAAAUUUUUAACGUCCUUUAA
Molecule: messenger RNA, 1002 nt
Organism: Klebsormidium nitens
Lineage: Eukaryota; Viridiplantae; Streptophyta; Klebsormidiophyceae; Klebsormidiales; Klebsormidiaceae
Source: the annotation of a GenBank genome assembly